Molecule: messenger RNA, 1492 nt
Organism: Phragmites australis (common reed)
Lineage: Eukaryota; Viridiplantae; Streptophyta; Magnoliopsida; Poales; Poaceae
Product: pentatricopeptide repeat-containing protein At3g14580, mitochondrial
Exons: 2
Coding region: 114-1205 (363 amino acids)
Molecular function (GO): protein binding
Source: RefSeq, a predicted model, not a curated record
GUCCGGGCACAUCGCCGCCGGGGGCCGACCGCGCGCCGCCACCGCUUCUCCCCUCCCUCCCCUGUCGCCGCCGGCCACCGGGUCCGCAGCGAAGCUGUCUUCCUGCCAAGAUCAUGUCGAGAGCCUUAGCCCGUCGUCCGGUGCCUCCGUUCUUGAGAUUGCGCUCCACGGUGUGCGAUGACGGCUACUGGAUGGGUAGAUUGGACCACAAGGAUUGGCUCGCCCCAAAUGAAGUGCUCAAGAUCUUUGCGAACAUCAGGGACCCUAGCCUGAUAACUAGUGUGUUCAAGAGGGCUUGCAGUCGGAGAGAUUACAAGCCCAGUGAGGCCCUCUACAGCUUGAUGAUUGACAAGCUAGCCUGCGCCAGGAGGUUCAGUGAUGUGGAGGAGUUGCUGGCCAGGGCAAGAACUGAAAAGUUUAGGUUUUCCGAUGAGUUCUUCUAUAGGCUGAUCAAGAUGUAUGGCAAUGUGGCGAACCAUCUUGACAAAGCCAUCGAGACGCUCUUUGCGAUGCCUGGGUACAACUGCUGGCCUUCUACGAAGACAUUCAAUUAUGUCCUUCACAUGCUUGUGUGUAAACGGCAGUAUGAGGUCGUCCAUGAGGUCUACUUGAGCGCAUCCUGGCUGGGUGUUACGCUGGACACCUGCUGCUUCAAUAUUCUUGUCAAGGGUUUGUGUCAAUUUGGAAAAUUUGAUGAGGCAGUAUCUUUGCUGCAUGAGAUGCCAAAGCAAGGGUGUCUGCCUAAUGUGACGACCUAUUCAACGUUGAUGCAUUUCCUUUGUCAGUGCAGUCGAGUAGAUAAAGCAUUUGAGCUGUUUGAGCGAAUGCAGAAGCAGGACAUUGCUGCAGAUACAGUUGUCUACAAUAUUUUGAUCUCUGGUCUCUGCAGGGAGGGAAGAGUGUCUGAGGCGUUCGAUCUGUUCAAAUCAAUGACGUCUGAAGGCUGCUUUCCUAAUUCAGGGACUUAUCAGGUACUUCUUGAUGGUCUCAUCAGCUCAAGAAAGUUUGAAGAGGCCAAGAACCUGGUUAGCAUCAUGAGUGCAGAAGGUGUGAGGCCUAGCUUCCAAUCCUACAAGCUGCUAAUUGAUGGCCUCUGUAGUGUUAAGUGCUUAGAUGAUGCACAUCUUGUCUUGAAGCAAAUGGUGGACCGAGGUUUUGUUCCUCGAAUGGGCACCUGGACAAAACUUCUCACAUCCAUGUGUUAAUGUUUGUUUUCAUGUUGGUGAUUUCCUUGACCUGACAAGACACCUGAAUGGGAGACCUUCAAGUUUUGUUAGAGGAACCAGUGGACCAAUGUCGGCUUGAGUUUCUGCAUGUACCAUGUAGUAUUUCCUAUUGCUGCCAUGUCAUUCUGAUAGGACCAUUAUGUCUCAGAAAGAUCGAGACCUGCCUACGGAUGCUGCCUAUACCGACUUGUUCAAGAUUCUAAACUUUGUUAAUUUUGGUAAGUUUGUGACUUUGCAUUAAACCCUUGAGACGAAAAGUGACAUAU